Zophobas morio is the source of this 1948-nucleotide messenger RNA. Its product is annotated as zinc finger Y-chromosomal protein-like. The coding region runs from base 221 to 1870 and encodes 549 amino acids. The transcript has 2 exons. Gene Ontology annotation, molecular function: DNA-binding transcription factor activity, RNA polymerase II-specific; RNA polymerase II transcription regulatory region sequence-specific DNA binding. NCBI's taxonomy places the organism in Eukaryota, Metazoa, Arthropoda, Insecta, Coleoptera, Tenebrionidae. The record is from RefSeq and is a predicted model, not a curated record. Gene Ontology annotation, biological process: regulation of transcription by RNA polymerase II.
UGUCGACACUUGAGCCACUUCAGCGCUUUGAAGAAGAGAUGCCAAAAAUUUGACAUUUCGAUUUUACGAAACUUUUUUAAUUCAUAAGUUUACUCAAACUCAACACCAAAAAUCACCUUCAGUGGGUGCUACGCUACCACCAAACGCAUUUCUCGUACGCACCCGUGAAUUCCACUUUUGAGGUUAUGUGCAACGAUUUUCAAAUUUUUGGUGGACCGAAAUGUCGCUGCAAUACUCAGAGAAGCUGGUUCGUGUACAACCAUCGCCUCACCAUGUCCAUGAUUGUAAAAUUUGCCCGUAUUACACUUCAUCCUUGUUCCUCAUGGUAAACCACGUCAGACGCCAUACGUUACCAUUGGUACCCCGUAGCUGCGAAUCAAGCAACAUUGAAAACUAUUUGUGCACGGACUGCAAUUUCCAAACUGAGGUAACAAUCCUUUUCAAACAACACAUCAAAAAGUGCCAUGGUACCAGAAAAGAACACCACGAACUCCAAGAGGUGGAGUACACCCUCAGGAGUUACGUUUGUUCGAAAUGUGGCUUUGAAACCUACUUUAUAAUGAAAUGGUUACAACACACCACAACCUGUAUUGGAAACAAAAACAACAAAAAGAGUGUUACUAUAUGGUAUAAAUGUGUCAAGUCUGACUUCCAACAAUCUGUAAAAAUACACAAAAUCCUUCAACACCUAAACAAUACCACAGCCACUUGCAACAAAAACUUUAAAUGGUUUGAAUGUGAACAAUGUCCAUACAAAGCCAAAGAAAAAUAUAUUUUAAAUAGACACAUAAACGUCCACCAUUUGACUAAUCAAGACAUUAAAUGGUACCAGUGCCAAUAUUGUCCAUACAAAUCUAAACAUAACUGGGUUUUGCGGUGUCACGUGAAAGCGCACCAUUUAUCAGAAAACGAAAUUAAAUGGCAUGAAUGCCAAGACUGUCCCUACAAAGCUAAAAUGAAAGCACACUUAAAACGACACAUAAACGCAUACCAUUUAAACGACAGCGAUAUUAAAUGGCACCAAUGCAAAAAGUGUCCCUACAAAGCUAAAGAAAAAUCCAAUUUAAACAAACACGUAAAUCUUCACCAUUUGGAUAAACACAACGUUAAAUGGUACGAAUGCAGGCAUUGUCAAUACAAGUCUAAACACAACUUUGCUUUAAAAUGCCACGUGAAUACGCACCACUUAGACGAGCGGAACAUUAAAUGGUACGAAUGCCAAGACUGCUCAUUUAAAGCCAAACUAAAAACGUAUUUAACUCGACACGUAAACGCGUACCACAAGGAUAUUAAAUGGCACGAGUGCAAAAGGUGUUCAUUUAAAACUAAGCAAAAGUAUGUUUUGACAAAGCACAUUAAAAAAAUCCAUCUGGAAGAACCGGAUAUUAAAUGGUAUGAAUGUAAAAGCUGUCCAUUUAAGUCAGAACGGAACUAUGAUUUGAAGAGUCAUUUAAAAUCGCAGCAUUCGGAACAAUUAAAUGCCAAAAGGUACAUUUGUAAAAUGUGCUCAUAUUCCGCUAAGGAGAAUUCCAGUUUAAGGAGGCAUAUAAAUGUUCAUCAUUUGGAUGGAGGUGAUGUCAAGUGGUACGAAUGCAAGCUAUGUCCAUACAAAUCUAAACACAACUUUGCUUUAAAAUGUCACGUGAAUACGCAUCAUUUAAGUGGAGGGAAUAUUAAAUGGUAUGAAUGCCAAGAGUGUCCUUAUAAAGCUAAGGCGAAAACGAACUUGAAUAGGCACAUAAUUGCCCGACAUUUGGACGAAAAAGAUAUUAAGUGGUAUGAAUGCGAAAAGUGUGUGUAUAGAGCUAAAGAACGGUCGAAUUUAAAGAAGCACGUAAAAAUUCACCAUGUAGAUGAAGAUGUAAAGUAGAAAACAUUGUUUUUCUUGUUGUAAACAACGUUUUAGUUGAUUUUUCAAAUUUUGUAUUUCCAUAUACAUAUUUUUUUG